This is a messenger RNA of Limanda limanda (common dab), 2629 nucleotides long. RefSeq names its product adducin 2 (beta) (gene add2). Gene Ontology annotation, cellular component: plasma membrane; postsynaptic density; cytoskeleton. The record is from RefSeq and is a predicted model, not a curated record. Gene Ontology annotation, molecular function: actin filament binding. Gene Ontology annotation, biological process: barbed-end actin filament capping. The transcript is spliced from 15 exons. Bases 135 to 2147 code for a protein of 670 amino acids. Lineage: Eukaryota; Metazoa; Chordata; Actinopteri; Pleuronectiformes; Pleuronectidae.
UUUCACUGCUAAUGCUGCUUCCUCUGCAGCUUUGCUUUUCCAUCGGCCGGUGCCCUGAGGGAUCGAGCAUCCUUAAUGUGAGGUUCUCCCUGCCCACACCUGGUUGUAACACAGCUUCUGCAUAACCGUAGAAGAUGAGUAAGUCCCCCAGCCCCAAGGGCACCCCGGUGCAGCUCAGCCCCAGCGAUGGGGUCCCGGAGAGUCUCCAGUCGCCCCAGCAUUCCACACCAGGCUCAGGACCCCAGCAUAAGAAACGCAUCUCCAACCUCCUGCAGAGUCCGUCGUUCAGGGAGGAGUUGGAUGUGCUGAUCCAGGAACAGAUGAAGAAGGGUGGCAGCUCAUCCAACCUAUGGGCACUGAGACAGCUCGCUGAUUUCAUGGCCUCACAUGGCUCUCCAGCUGCUCUGCCAGUCUCCCCCUCCAACAUGAUGAUGGUGACAGCCAUCAAUGACCUGCAUGGCUGGGAGCCCGGCAGCAUGGUGAAGGGGGAGAGGCUGAUGCGCUGCAAGCUGGCCAGCACCCAUCGCCUGUUCGACCUCUACGGCUGGGCCCAGAUCAGCUACACCUGUCUCACUCUCCGUGUCAGUAAAGAACAGGAACACUUCCUGGUGCUUCCAGACGGCUUGGCGUACAGUGAGGUGACUGGAUCCAGUCUGGUAAAGGUGAAUAUCCUGGGCGAGGUGGUGGAGAAGGGCAGCACCAACCUGGGCGUGGACCCAGAGAAGUUCAGCCUGCACCAGGCCAUCUACUCAGCGCGGCCAGAUGUUCGCUGUCUUCUUCACAUCCACACACCGGCCACAGCAGCGGUUUCAUCUAUGAAGUGCGGCCUCCUGCCCCUGUCCCAUGAGGCUCUGCUGGUUGGUGACGUGGCCUACUAUGACUACAACGGAGUCAUGGAGGCGGAGCAGGACAGAGUGGAGCUCCAGAAGAGUUUGGGACCCACCUGUAAAGUUCUGGUGCUGAGGAAUCACGGCAUAGUGGCUCUUGGGGAGUCAAUGGAGGAGGCCUUCUACACCAUCUACCACAUCCAGGCUGCAUGCCAGAUCCAGGUGUCAGCGUUGUGUUGUGCAGGUGGUGAACAGAACCUGAUUAUGCUGGAUCGGACCAUUCAUAAACCCAACUCAGCCGGCACUGUGGGCUGGGCUGGCUCCACCUUUGGGCCCCUGCACAAGAGCCGGGUUGGGGAGCAUGAGUUUGAGGCCCUGAUGAGAACUCUGGAUAACCUGGGCUACCGUACCGGCUACGCGUACCGUUUCCCGGUCCUGUUGGAGCGAUCGCGGAUGCGGAGGGAUGUGGAGGUGCCUGCGACCGCCACAGCCUAUCACCAGUUUGAUGACGAUGGAGUCCACCCGGCUCUGAGGCAGAACCCUUUCACCCAGCGCCAGCAGCAGGAGAGGACCCGAUGGCUCAACACUCCCAACACCUACCAAAAAGUCAACCAAGAGCAAGCUAGUCCUGGACACCAGCGCACCACUUGGUUGAAGGCAGAAGAGGUGACACAAGCUGGCAGCACCUCCAUCAAGAUAGAGAACCCCAACCUGUUUGUGCCUCUGUUCACCAACCCUCGGGAGGUGAUAGAGACACGAAACAAGAUCCGACAGCAGAACCGUCAGGACAUGAAGACAGCAGGGCCACAGUCUCAAGUCCUCGCCAGUGUCAUAACAGAGGACGGUCCUCCGUCUCCGGUCAGCCCCAUCAAAGUCCCACCAGAGCCAGAACCUCCCAACCCCUUCAACCAGCUGACGGACCAGGUACUGGACGAGUACCGCAAGGAAGUGCAGAGGAAACAGGACGGAGGGACUGAUGGGGAGGAGGUGGCAAAUGACAAGGAGUCUUCCCCUGCUACCUCCCCCACAAAGGGCCAACCGCCCAGCCCCCCUCCUCUCUCAGAGGAGGUGAAGACCGACUCUCCAGCCAUACAGAACGGAGGGGAGGAGGAGAAGCAGACGACAGAAGAGCUGGAGAAAGGCAUGAAGGCCCUCUCGACCAACGACACCUCCACCACCCCCGCUGCUCCACCGGCCAAACCACAAGGUGGCACUCCUGAGGGUUCUCCCUGCAAGUCCCCUUCCAAGAAGAAGAAGAAGUUCAAGCCACCGUCCUUCCUGAAAAAGAGCAAGAAGCAGAAGGAGAAAGCAGAGACCUGAGGAAUUUACACACGCCAGACCUCGGUGAAAUACUACUGUGAAAUGUUUCUUAGCGUGAGGCAUAGGAGUAGCAGAUGGAGUCAACCACAUCAGAUCUGUUCCCACAGACACAGUGUACUAAACUAACCCUCACAUGCUUUUCUGUAAACUGUUACUAAUUUGAUCGAUGUGGUUAUUCAUCUUAAACAGGUUAAGAACUGAUGAUUACUUUCACAAGACUAUUUGACCAAGGUUGGAUACAAGGCAACAUUUUGACACACUAUUACUUGACACACACACACAAACACAUUUUUGUACUCCUAUCUUAGUGAGGACACUCAUCAGCAUGAUAGGUUCCCUUACCUCUUACCCUAACAUUACACAUAAAGACUAAAUGCCUAUCCCUAUUCCUAACCAAAUGUCCCAAAUGUCCUCACUCACAUAAGGUCUAUGCUUAAAAUGGUCCUCAGAAGGAUAAAAGUACAAGUACACCUCACACACAC